Messenger RNA from Juglans microcarpa x Juglans regia, 694 nucleotides. RefSeq lists its product as uncharacterized. The record is from RefSeq and is a predicted model, not a curated record. Bases 173 to 568 code for a protein of 131 amino acids. NCBI's taxonomy places the organism in Eukaryota, Viridiplantae, Streptophyta, Magnoliopsida, Fagales, Juglandaceae. The transcript has a single exon.
CAUUUUCUUCCAUCAAAAUCUUUGCUUUUUUUCAUCCAUUUCUUCAAAUCUCAUCCCUUUCCACGAAACCCACUUUUGACUAACGAAAAACGUACCCUUUCCGCAUAUAAAACCUAGCAACUACCCAGCAACGAGGUACUCUGCACACUUUUUCAGCUUGCUUUUGUCCGCCAUGGAUGUGCUUGGUGUUAACCACGUGAACAGCAAAAAGCAGCAGACCUCGGCCUCCAAACGAAGUAAAAAGCCUCUCAAAGUUGUUUACAUAUCAACCCCCAUGAAGGUCAAGACCAGUGCCUCGGAGUUCAGAGACCUUGUCCAGAAACUCACCGGCCGAGACUCCGAUACGGCACGGUUUAUGGAGCUUAAUAUCGGUGCCGAUCAUCAUCAAGAACCUUGUAACUUUUCCGAUCAUGAACAACAACAACUGAUCAUGAAUGAGGCAUCGGAGUUUCCUCGUUCCAUAUCUUAUAGCAGCGAGAUGCUGCAGCCAUAUUCAGAGGCUUCAGCUUUCAAAUCAUUCUCUGAGCUUCUUCAGCUGGACGUGUUCAGAAGUUUUGGUUCAAUGUAAAAAAUUCAUGUUCACGUACUGUAAGUUUUAGUUUGGUUUCGAUCUCCAGAGUUUAAUGUAAAAAAAAAAAAAAUUUAUUUGUGAUAAAAAUAAUUAUUUAUAAUAAAAAUAAACCCACUUGUCACA